AUGUCGGCUACAGCGUCCACGGCAAGCAAGGCAGUAAAUGCUGAAGCUCAUUCACGAAAAGCCAGCGGAAGCCCGCCGCGCGCGGAAACAUGUUGCAUAUUCGUCCAUGCCGGUGCUGGAUAUCACAGCAUCCAGAACGAAAGGAUCCAUCUCGAAGCUUGCAACGAUGCAGCUACCUUAGCCAUGCUGGUUCUUCGUAAUGGGGGAACUGCUGUAGAUGCUGUGGAGAUGGCGGUCAAGGUUCUGGAGGAUCGAGAGAUCACCAAUGCUGGCUAUGGCAGCAAUCUUUCUAUGGACGGUGUCGUAGAAUGUGAUGCGUCAAUCGUGGAUCAUUAUGGACGCAGUGGUGCAGUAGGAGCUGUCGCUCAGAUCAAAAAUCCAGUGUCCCUAGCACGAUUGGUCUUGAACCACUCUAUGCAGAGUCUGACCUUAAGGCGCGUGCCACCCAAUUUGCUAGUUGCACAAGGAGCGACGGACUUCGCAUACGAGCUGGGAAUCCCCGUUCUUCCUUUCGAUGCUAUGAUAUCUCCUGCGGCGAAAGACAGGUGGGUCAGGUGGAAGUCAGAUUUGCGAGCUGCUGAACGCAAAGCGAAAAGGGCAGGGCUUCCACUCUCUUGCUGGAGGAUAAGGGACGACCCUGACCCUCAAGAUGAACAAGUUCGUCAAAAUAUGCGCCGAGCCCAUGAAGAGACUCUUUUGAGGAGUGUUCAUGCCGUCAGCCCGCCGACAUCACCGCUGUCCCUGAGUAGCACUACGACUAAAAAUCCCCACCGUACCUCGAAUAUAUCUGAACAUGACGAAGAUGAACGGUUAAAGUCUUCAGAGGUCGAGCGGAACGGAUUCUCGAAGUUUCCCACACAAGCAAAUCAACCCGAAAGCCCCGUCAUUGUGACUCCAAAUACUUUGAAAGAGUCUUCACGGCACGCUUUUAUCAACAGUACACAGAAGGUUCCGACGUUGAGUCAAUACCGCAAAGACAACAUCAACAUCCGGGAUAGGUACACCAAUAAUCAUACAUCAGAGGAUACAGAUAUGGUCGACGAAAGCUCCCCUGUAGGGCUGUUGGCCGGGUCUGAUCUACCCCACGCGGCAUGGUCGGAUGGAGUUCAGGAGACAACCCGAUCACUGUCAACGCAGCCGACACAAAUCAGAGCAAUGACGAACUCAACAACUUCUUCGACGACUCAUAGGUCUCUUACCUUUGAAGAAAAUCACCGGGAUGCAAUGGCUUCUACUAUGCCGGUCACCCCGGUAGAUACAAACGUGAAAGCAAGCCGUCCGACCCGUUCGUCUGCGGAUUUGGGAACGACCGACUCUGAGGUUGACAACAUCACUGAUACUGUGGGCGCUAUUGCCGUAGAUGGUUGGGGACAUAUUGCUUGCGCAGCGUCAUCUGGUGGUAUUGGCAUGAAAUACAAAGGCCGUGUUGGGCCUGCCGCGCUUGUGGGAGUUGGCUCUGCAGUAAUUCCAGUUGACCCAGAUGAUUCAGAAGAAACAUGUGUAGCUACAGUAACCAGUGGUACUGGGGAGCACAUGGCAACCACAAUGGCCGCUGCAGUGUGUGCGGAACGCCUAUACCACAGCGUACGCAGAGGCAAGGCUGGCAUUUAUGAAGAAGUAAACGAAGACGAAGCUAUCAAGGGAAUGAUUGAGAAUGACUUCAUGGGUCACCCCGGCGUCAAAAACAGUAGCUCAGCGGGGGCUAUUGGCAUUCUUGGUGUUAAGAAAGUUCGUGGUGGAAUCUUCCUCUACUUCGGACAUAACACCGACUCCUUUGCCAUGGCUUCCAUGCAUUCUGAUGAGGACAGGCCGUGGUGUGCUAUGUCGCGUAGUAAUGGCAAUGGAGCUAUCGCACAGGGAGGCCGCAUGAUGCCAAUUCGGACGAAGAAAAAAAGGACAAAUGCACCGACGCGGUAG
Messenger RNA from Aaosphaeria arxii CBS 175.79, 1917 nucleotides. Its product is annotated as N-terminal nucleophile aminohydrolase. Gene Ontology annotation, biological process: protein maturation. Lineage: Eukaryota; Fungi; Ascomycota; Dothideomycetes; Pleosporales. The coding region runs from base 1 to 1917 and encodes 638 amino acids. The transcript is spliced from 4 exons. The record is from RefSeq and is a predicted model, not a curated record. Gene Ontology annotation, molecular function: threonine-type endopeptidase activity.